Molecule: messenger RNA, 4211 nt
Organism: Juglans microcarpa x Juglans regia
Lineage: Eukaryota; Viridiplantae; Streptophyta; Magnoliopsida; Fagales; Juglandaceae
Product: glutamine synthetase nodule isozyme-like
Exons: 12
Coding region: 190-1260 (356 amino acids)
Cellular component (GO): cytoplasm
Molecular function (GO): glutamine synthetase activity
Source: RefSeq, a predicted model, not a curated record
GUCGUUGUCACUUGUCACUUCAAUAAGGCCAAAAGCUUAAGCGCUUAAAAGUACAACUAUCGUACGUCUCUGCACGGUGCAGAAUCCGAGCCUGAUCAUUUAAAUAGAGUCUUCCUCUUUUUUAUCGCUGAACCGCCUGUUGGGUGCAACAUCUUUCUCUCAUUUGAUCUUCUUGUUCUUGCUGUGAAAAUGUCUCCGCUUUCAGAUCUUGUCAACCUCAAUCUCUCCGAGACCACUGAGAAGGUGAUCGCCGAGUACAUAUGGAUCGGUGGGUCUGGUAUGGACAUUAGAAGCAAAGCCAGGACUCUUCCUGGACCAGUUAGUGAUCCUGCAAAACUUCCAAAGUGGAACUAUGAUGGUUCUAGCACAGGCCAAGCUCCUGGGGAUGACAGUGAAGUCAUCUUACAUCCCCAAGCGAUUUUCAGGGAUCCAUUUAGGAGGGGCCAUAACAUUCUUGUUAUAUGUGAUGCCUAUACCCCGGCCGGAGAGCCUAUUUCAACAAAUAAGAGAUACAAUGCUGCAAAAGUUUUUAGCCAUCCUGAUGUUGUUGCUGAAGAACCUUGGUAUGGUAUAGAGCAGGAGUACACCUUGUUGCAAAAAGAUGUAAAAUGGCCAAUGGGGUGGCCUCGCGGUGGUUAUCCUGGACCACAGGGUCCGUACUACUGCGGUGUUGGUGCUGAUAAGGCCUUUGGCCGUGAUAUUGUGGAUUCUCAUUACAAAGCCUGUCUUUAUGCUGGCAUCAACAUCAGUGGCGUCAAUGGAGAAGUGAUGCCGGGACAGUGGGAAUUCCAAGUUGGCCCCGUCGCUGGUAUCUCUGCAGGAGAUGAGCUCUGGGUUGCUCGUUAUAUUCUAGAGAGGAUUACAGAGAUAGCUGGAGUAACACUUACCUUUGAUCCCAAACCUAUUGAGGGCGACUGGAAUGGGGCUGGUGCUCACACUAACUAUAGCACCAAGUCCAUGAGAACUGAUGGAGGGUAUGAAGUCAUCAAAAAAGCUAUUGAAAAGCUCGGAUUAAAGCACAAAGAGCACAUUGCAGCUUAUGGGGAGGGCAACGACCGCCGUCUCACCGGAAAGCAUGAAACGGCAGACAUCAAAAACUUCUUAUGGGGAGUGGCAAACCGAGGAGCCUCCGUUAGAGUUGGUAGAGAGACAGAGAGAAAUGGGAAAGGUUAUUUCGAGGACAGGAGGCCUGCUUCUAACAUGGAUCCAUAUGUGGUGACCUCCAUGAUUGCAGAGACCACCAUCCUCUGGCAUCCAUGAGAACAUUAUUCAAACCAUUCCCUCGUGGUUGAUCGUUUAUCUUUGUCCCCAAUGUUUGCCAUUGCCGUCUUUAAAAGGACCAGCAUUACCAAGCUGUGCCCCCCUUUUGUUCCAUUUAGUAUUUGCCUCCUCUUCUUGCCUGUAUUUGGACAAGAACAAUACAUAAAUGGGCAAAGCCUAAUAGUUAUUGGCUAUUGUUUCUGUUUGGUUUCUUUGUUUUCUUAUGUGAAUAACUUGGAACUGAAACUGUCAAUAUGUUUUGGUGUCUUAUGCGGAUGCAUGUAUCCUACUCCUUGCGCUUGUUCUAUGUAGCUAAGAUUUGAAGCCUUAAACGUAGAUCGGAUGGAAGAGAGCUUCCCUAUGGAGUAGCCAGUUGACGCUUGACGCUUGGCAUUUAGAACUACUGGGUCUACACAAAGAUAUUAUAUAUAUAAUAAGUGGAACUUUGAUUUUAUGACAGGUGUUGAAAGCAACUUUGUUUGUUUUGGCAAACAGAGCCACGUUAUCUUUGUCCUGGACCAUGAAUCUUCCAUCAUUCAACCUACGUAUCUUUGUGGAUAAUGAUGGCAGCACCACCUUCUCUUCUCUUCUCUCUCUCUCUCUCUCUCUCUGAAUCAACAAUUUCUGCCCGACUGAGUCACGCAUCCACCCACUAACUGAUUGGCUUGAAACGUCAUUCAUCUCCUUCCGCCGUGACAUCAACAUGCAUAGACGUGUCAUCCCAAGUAAUCUUCUUCUUCUUUCAUUUGUUGUUCACUACUAAUGCAUGUUGAGCUCUGACAUCCUUUGAAGGCAGAGUAUUGUAAUAUUUAUUUAUUAGCCAGAUUUUGCAUUUAGUUGGCUUAAUAGACCAACUUUUAGAAGGAUCUGUCUGAUAAAAAAAACUUCGAUUCUUGCCUUUCAUGGCGAUUCAAUGAGGUCUACAAGACUACGAUUACUCUUCAAAACUGCAUGUUUGAUCCAACAAGGCGAAACUGUGUACACAGUUUGGUGUUUGUGGUUGAGAAGAUACGCAGCCUGUGUUAAAAAUAUCACUGUAUUUUUUAGGAAUAUUCUUUAUGUGUAUUUGCAUUACUUUACAUGUCAUAUGUUUGUUAGGACUCUUCUGUUAUUUUGCUCUUUGUCAUGCCGAGGUAAGGCCUCAAUUGUAUAAAGCCACUAAUGCCUCAUUGUAUCCAUUCAGUUUAGUGAAGAAAGAUUCUUCCAUACUAUUUUUGUCAGAGUAUAAGAGAACUCUUGAGAAAAGAGUUUUCCUUCCUUUUUCUCGGUUGCCAAACAACAUUCAUGGCUAACCCCAACGAUCCUAACCCUCAAUCUAUCACGAACCUUGAUCAUCCUUCAAACCCAUAUUAUCUUCAUCAUUCAGAAAGUCCAGGUGCAAUGCUUGUUUCUCAACCCCUCUCUGUUUCAGGGGAUAACUAUCACAGCUGGCGUAAAUCCAUGCUCAUUGCCUUAGAGGCCAAAAACAAACAUGUCUUCCUAGAUGGCUCCAUUUCUCGUCCCUCUGAUAAUGAUACUCUUUUUGGUUUGUGGUGCCGCUGCAACAAGAUGAUUUUUUUCUUGGAUUCUCAAUGCUGUCUACAAAGAGAUAGCUAAUAGCUUUACACAGCCAAUGCUCAAGAGGUUUGUGAUGAUUUGCAUGAUCGUUUUUCUCAAGCAGAUUUUGCACGCAUUUUUCAACUAUAAAGGUAGAUUUUUGGCCUCUCCCAAGGUUCCCUUUUAGUUUCUACUUAUUUCACUCUUCUCAAAAGACAUAUGGGAUGAGCUUAGCAACUAUAAACCCCUACCUGUUUGCACCUGUGGUGCUCUCAAAUAAGUCAUUGCUGUACAACACUCUGAGUAUGUCAUGCAAUUCCUUGUUAGCCUCAAUGAAUCAUUUGCUGUUGUCCAAGCCCAAAUUCUCCUCAUGAUACCCCUUCCACCCAUAAACCAAGUUUUUUCCCUAGUCCACCAAGAAGAAAGACAGUGUGAAAUCCUCCUUACUAAUCUUAUAGAACCCAUGGCCCUUCUGUCUCGCCAAGACCCUGGUCUACCCACAAGACAAGCUCUUUCUCGUGGCAAGGAUAGACCACUCUACAAUAUUGUGGCUUCUUGGGGCAUACUGUUGAACUCUGCUACAAGCUGCAUGGAUACCCACCUGGUUUCAAGUCCAAAAAUAAAGCAUAUGCAGCUAAUGUGUCUAUUGCAUUAGGUUCUAUUCAUGCUACUUUUGAUUUUCUAUUUAACCCUCAUGUUUCUCCACCUGUGGCGACACCUGUUAUGUCCUUCACCAUAGAACAAUACCAGCAACUUAUCUCCAUGCUCAAUUCCACCUCUGCGAAGCCAAUAGGUUAUACUACUCAGUCUGCUAACUUAGCCUUCUCUCACAGCCUCAUAGGUACAACAUGUUUUUCUUCUUCCCACUAUGUGUCUUGCCCCUCCAACACUUGGAAAAUUGACACUGGUGCCUCGGAUCAUAUGAUCAAUGAUCCUUCUCUAUUUACCUCUGUUGUCCCUUGUUGUUCCCUUGCUAAACUCCCAAAUAACACCUAUAUUUAUGUUUCUCACAAAGGCACAGUUCAGCUUUCCCCUAAUUUGAUUUUACUCAGUGUCCUUUGUGUUCCUGAUUUUCUUUUUAACUUAAUUUUUGCUAGCAAGCUAAGCAUUGAUUCUCACUAUUGGCUUUUUUUUUUGCCUGAUUCCUGCUUGAUACCAGACCUAACUAGCAAGAGGAUGAUUGGAGUGGGUGCAGAAAAUGAUGGCUUAUACUUUCACAAGUAGACUGCCUUGAAUAACUCUGUCUCUAGUAUUCCUGUUGCUCCUUCUUGUUUUGAUUUAUGGCAUUUUCAACUUAGGCAUGUUUCUGCCUCUAGGAUGAGUUUAUUACAGAAACUACAUUCUAGCAUUUCAUGUUCAGACUCUUUUCAUUGUACUACUUGUCCUCUAGAAAAAUAGAAACGUUUACCUUUCAA